AGUGGCAUGUCUUUUCCCGCACCGGCUCUGCUAGACCGUUUAUCACCUCUCAAGUAGCAAGUUGUUCACCUGUGCGUGCAAACAUUCGAUACCUCAUUCGAGAAGUUGUAAAGUAUUUGGUGUACGGUAACGCGUCUUGUUUUCGUGCCGUUUCUCUUUGAUGCACGGAAUUUCAGUAUGACGUUUCCCCAUGUCUCAACAGUUUGAGGAUGCAUUUUGAACUGAAACUUUGAACUUGUGGCACCUUUAAAAUUGUACGAACAAUAUUUUGCACCUCUACCAAAAAGUAGCAAUAAAAACGUUCAGCAGGAUACGAAAUUAUAUUCUUUAUACAGACGAAUAUUGCUUUAUUUUCCAUAAGAAGAAAGGAACAACCGUCCGACAAUAAGAAGGAUUACAUCAUUUCUAAUGUCACAACAAGGUGAAAUUGUGGACGGAUUUGACUAACUUCGAUUUUCCGUACCCUGACCGCUCAAGCAAAUGGAAUGUCUUUAGGUCUCAUGGACUAACAGUUAAAUUCUGAAUCAAAUGACAAAACAUUUUCGAUAGUGUUCCAAUGACACGGUUUUCAUAAAAGUCUGUAUUUUCCGAAAUAUAAAAAGACGAUUAAGUGAUCCUUCACAAAGGACUACAACAGACUAAAUCCAUACGUUUGCAGAAUUAGAUAGAGAAUUAAGCCUCUCAAAAAGUUUCAAUUCAAAGGAAAGCGAAUGUUGAAAAAACAAAUAAUUUCAAAGGUUUAGUUGAAACGAAAUCAGAAAUGGAAUCUUCGCUGUCACAGUUCUCAAUCAACAGUAUCCUCGCGCGGAAGGAGCCCAAGGUACAGGACAUUGGCUCUCGGACGUCCCCCAACUCACCUUGGGUCCCGGUCGGGCCGAAACCUCGCCUGAACGGGUUCAAAGCACUGAAUGGAAGUCCCUUCGCGCAGUACAAAGUGGACCAGGACCAACAAGAGGAGUUGAGUGCACUGUCUGACGAAGAGGAAUCCGAUGAAGCACUGGAGGUGGAGGAUGGAGGGGACAGGGGGUCGACGGAGGGCAGAAGGUCGGUCGACUUGAACGUGGAAACUGAUGAGCCAAGCAGGGAUAUUCCCGGGACGUAUCAAAGAGCCGAAACACCCUCCUACAGAAGGAGCGACCCCGGCACAGGACCACGGCCAAGGAAAAAACGGUCCCGGGCCGCGUUCUCCCACGCCCAAGUCUUCGAAUUGGAGCGCCGUUUCAGCCACCAACGCUACCUCUCCGGGCCUGAACGAGCCGACUUGGCCGGGGCCCUUAAGCUCACCGAAACGCAAGUGAAAAUCUGGUUCCAAAACCGCCGUUAUAAAACAAAACGGAAGCAGCUACAACAGGAACAGUGCUUACCCUCAAACGGCCGAAAGGUGGCGGUAAAAGUGUUGGUAAAGGACAACCAGAGACUGUACACGCCCAAUGACUUAGUAGGAAAUGUUUUAUACCCAUCUAUACCUCUUCCUGGCUACAAUUAUGUGUUCCCCCUUUACACGCCUCUGUUUAACCCCUUCACGAGCUGAGGGUGAUAUGGACUUCUCUGGCAUUGAUGACUGUUUCUCUGUUGUGUGUUUGUCUGGUGAUUGAAGUUGCUGUCAGUAAGUGUAGAAAUCACAACUGCGUUCAUGAUGAGGGGAGAUUCACCACGGAGAUGUUUAGGUGAAAAGUGGUGACCUAUCUCACCACGGUUCGCUGACAAAGUAUAGGUCCGGAAUAUUUUGAGUAAAACCUGGGUUACCUUAUGUAUCAUGCAUAUGUCAAAGAAUAUAUCGUGUCAGGUUAUAAUGUGGAGCUUGGAAUAUUAUUUGUAGCCGCCAUACUUGUAUGCGUGAAUGAUGAAUAGAGAUAAUCUAAUGUAAGUAUUGAAUCGAUA
Molecule: messenger RNA, 1881 nt
Organism: Lineus longissimus
Lineage: Eukaryota; Metazoa; Nemertea; Pilidiophora; Heteronemertea; Lineidae
Product: homeobox protein Nkx-3.2-like
Exons: 2
Coding region: 761-1531 (256 amino acids)
Biological process (GO): regulation of transcription by RNA polymerase II; cell differentiation
Cellular component (GO): nucleus
Molecular function (GO): DNA-binding transcription factor activity, RNA polymerase II-specific; RNA polymerase II cis-regulatory region sequence-specific DNA binding
Source: RefSeq, a predicted model, not a curated record